Mercenaria mercenaria is the source of this 11893-nucleotide messenger RNA. RefSeq lists its product as uncharacterized. The record is from RefSeq and is a predicted model, not a curated record. The transcript has 2 exons. The coding region runs from base 481 to 2085 and encodes 534 amino acids. NCBI's taxonomy places the organism in Eukaryota, Metazoa, Mollusca, Bivalvia, Venerida, Veneridae.
AAUAUACAUACAUCUAUCAUAGCCCAUUGUAUGAUGUAAGUAAGUACUAUUUGGAUUGACUGUAUAUAUGUUCUUCUAGAAAAUGGAUCUGUUUCACGUAUUUUUAACAAAGGACUUUUUUAUAUUUCAGACCUGAGGGAAGAUUUGAUAGGUCUCUACAGAGAAGAGUACCAUACCCUACCACUGUCACCUUUAUUGGAGGAAAAUGACACGCCUCUCCUUGAGUUCUACGUCAUACCAGACAUAGAGUCAGUGGAAAUUCAGAGGGCGCGUGGAGGUGGCAAAGAAAUUAGAUCAAAGGUUACGUCAUUGCAUGAUGUUUUCUACAAGGAAAAAGAACCAUGUCGUAAAAUUUACCUUACUGCGGAUGCUGGAUUUGGGAAAACAGCAUUAAGUAAACGGCUCGUUUUAACGUGGUGUCAAGCAAAAAACUGUAUCCCAAACGAAGAUGAACAUUUUAAGAAGGAAGACAUUAGUACAAUGUCGAAUUUUGACUUUGUGUUUUUGUUGUCUUUACGUGAUUGUUCCGAAGAAUGGGACAUUGAUGAGAUGAUCAAAAAACAAAUAAUUAAUGAUCUAGCACACACUAUUUCAACUAGUGAUUUUGAAAACAUUCUUUCUAAAGAAAGAUGCCUGAUAAUAUUGGAUGGAUUGGACGAAUUCACACACGCAAAAAGAGACAUUCCACACAGGAAAGCUAGGAGGACAUGUACAAUUCUCACAACAACUAGACCGUGGAAAUUGGGCGUUAGUAAGAUACGUGCAAGUGAAAUAGAACGAAAGUUAGAACUUGUCGGACUUAGUAAAUCGUCUGCUAGAAGAUUAAAAAGGAGUGUGAUAUCAUUACUGUGGGGUGAAACUGACAUAGAAACACAUAUUCAAGAGUUUGAUCGCGCUGUCAGUGAAAGAGGUAUUUUGGAUUUGGAAACUAUUCCGCUCUUACUGGUGUAUCUUUUGUGUUUAUGGUGUGAUGAAACAGAUCUAGGAAAAUCUAGAACUGAGUUAUAUUGUCAAAUAGUUAAUCUUCUUCUGAAACGAACGUUUGGAAAAUAUCCCGACAUGAAACAGUCAUGCGAACAACCCAAGAGUGAUAUCCCACAGUGUAUCAGUAGAAAUGAACAUUGUAGGAAACACUACAAUCUUCUGAAUGCUUUAGGAAGAUUAGCAUUUGAAACAUUAUUCGAUGAAACGAAGGAUCAGAAUCUUGUAUUUGACAUGGCAGUGGCAGAAAAAUGUCUGAGUGAUAAAGAUUUGCUUCAGUUAAGUCGCCAUUCAGGGAUAAUUACACAUGAUAAAGACCAGACGAAAAUAAAUAAGCAAAUGCAAAAAACAUCCUUUUCACACGCAACAGUGCAAGAAUUUUUUGCAGCAUUAUAUAUCAGUGUUAGCUGGGAUCAAGAAGAAGUACGAACUAAAGUUCUAUCGUUCUGUCAUUGUGUUGCACGAAUUCUAGCUAUGUCGAAAGUGUUCGUUUUCAUCAGCGGAAUAAACGCAACAAUAUUUUCCUCAAUGUCAAAGGAUUUAAUGAAAAUCAUUAGCGAAGAUAAGAUAACGAGCGAAUACAGAUCCACGACUGACCGGUACUGUGAACCUCUGAAAGACAUACAAGACAUGUACAUUUCUUGUAUGAAAGAAAACACGAGCGAUAAGGAACUCAAACUUUUCUGUCAAGAUUUUUUCUUUAGUUAUGAUUGUAAAGAAGAAAAAUACUUUACAUAUUUAGCACGGCUCGCGGUACACAAUAAAAACAACAUGGCGUCAAUAAAUAUCAACACAGUAGACAGUGGUCGUAGUUUACGUGAAAUUAUUGAUUGUUGUGAAUUGCACGAACUGUUCCAGAUCAAUAAAAUAUACUACCAGGGUAAAGUAGAAAACGCACAGCUUCUUGUACUGUUGGACAAGUCGCCGAAAUGUGUCACUGUUAAAUCGCAUGAUCUACCUGGUUCUUGGAGCCGUGAAAUGUUGGAAACAUUACAGAAUAAUUCUCUGUUACAAGCAAUUUAUAUCCGCGGUUUCGAGAUGAGCCACGAUGUACUGAAUGAUACUGAAUUAUAUUAUAAACAGAAAAACAAUGACGGAGAUUAGAUUGUGGUGGUUACUCUGUACCGAGCACAAGCUUUCGUGUACUUUCAGUUUAGAUUUUAGUCAGCAUUCAGAUCUAAGGAAGUUAGUAUUGAGCUAUAUACCUGAAGUGUCACAAUUGAAAGUUAAUAGUCAAGUGAAACACGUGGAGUUGCGGUUAAUCAAUCUAGGUGAAAUGUCGCUGCCUCCUGAAAUGGCGAAUAUUGAAAGUGUUUAUUUGGACAAUGUAAACAUGUCUGCUUCAACAUUGCGUGAUCUCGUUAAGGUAGUGGAGAAACUUUCACACAAAGUCACAGUAACAAUACAGAUGUGUAAGAUAGAACCGGAAACAGAGUUUGAACACGUUAAACAAUUUAUACACUCAUCUCAGAAUUUCCCAGUUACGAAGGAUGAACGUCGGGUGUUUGUGUUUGAAACAAAAGUUGAAAGUUAAGUUACUAAAUAAACUCGGACUUAUAGUGUCAAUGUAUAUAAACAUUAUUCAUAAAACACAUAUUACACCUUUACACACAGACAUAUAACAUUUUUGUGGCAUACAUAUGUGUAGAUAAUUAAAAAUAGUGACAGUCGCGUGUGGAAAAUUAAUUGUUGGAGCCAAUUCGGAGGAAAGGAUGGACUUUCUUAUACAUGGAUUAAUAUACAAGUCCAGUUUUCCUCUAUACUUCCGUUAAAUGAUCGACGCCAACACCUCAAAACCAUAGACGUCCUUCCUGUAUUGAGGCUACGUAUACAUCGCCAUAUUAUACGUGAAUUUACAAAUUGCCGCAAUGCUUCUAGAACUUCCGGUGGUUUGCCUACACACACCAUAACAUACUUGGCAUGACCUCUUGUUUCCGGCCAUUGGACAACAAAAUCUUGCAGGAGUAUAACCGUAUUAUACCGAGAGGUCUGUGAGAAAAACUGCUUUCAAUUAUUACUUUCCAUUACCAGAGACAAAUCAUAUUGUUUUACUUAAAUUAGUUGGUAAAGAACUGUCUUAUUUUUACUUGUCGCAAAUCGCUUUUGGAUUACAGUUUUGUACAAAUGUAUGUACGUUAGUUAGUAUUAUCAUUAUGUGAAAGAGUUUCAAAUAGUCACGCGCGCUGUCAGAAGUCAACAUUUUUUUAAAAAAAAAAAAGCUUGAUAAUUGCUAACAAUGUUUAAUUGUUAUUUUAGGACAUUUAGUUUUAAAAUGUCUGGAAAUGGCCGUUUUAUGGAAUACACAAUGUACAAUGAAAUUUGCUAUGUUUGACAUACCACGGCGAGGAAAAUAGAUUUUGUUUGAAUUGUUUAAAUAUUAAAUGUAUUUUGUUCUAAGAAACAAAUAUAUUGUGAGGCAUGUUUUUUUUUAUGUCGUUUCCAAAAUCAGUAUUUGUUUGCAUAGUCCGUAGCCAUAUACAGAAACAUCUAAUAUUUUCAAGUUGGAGUCCUCUAAAAAGGGAUAUUAUAUGUACUCUCUGUAGAAAAUUAAUUGUUUCUGGCAGACGACAUUCGUAAUUUCACAAGUAAGAACACAUGACCGUUAUAAUAUCAAUUAUGUAUAAACGAAGACUUUGUAGAGUACGUAGCGGACUUUUCAUAAUUUUGAUAAAAAAGUUAAAACUAGGAUUUAUUUUUAUGCCCCCGGCAUCUACUGAUGCGGGAGGCAUAUAGUGAUCGUCCUGUCCGUUUGUCCGUCCGUACGAGGUUAUCCAAAUGGAACCGUUUCGUCUAGCAUCAAUACCCCUUACUAGAAUGACUUGAUACUAACGCAGAUGUAAUCUGUGGACACUCCUCAUCUUCAGACAUCACCUGACCUCAGUUUGACCUUGACCUUGGCCUCAUUUUGGACUUAGGUUGCUUUAUAUGGGCCAUCUCUUGGUUAACCAAAUGGGACUGUUUCGUCUAGCAUCAAUGCCGCUUACAAGAAUGAAUUGAUACUAAUACAGAUGUAACCUGUGACCAUUACUCAUCUUCAAACAUCACCUGACCUCAGUUUGACCUUGACCUCAUUUUGGACUUAGAUUGCUUUAUAUGGGCCAUCUCUUGGUUAACCAAAUGGGACCGUUUCAUCUAGCAUUUUUAAUACCGCUUUCAACAAUGAAUUAAUACUAGUACAGAUUAAACCUGUGACCAUUCCUCAUCUUCAAACAUUACCUGACCUCAGUGUGACCUUGACCUCGUUUUGGACUUAGAUUGCUUUAUAUGGGCCAUCUCUUGGUUAACCAAAUGGGACCGUUUCAUCUAGCAUUAUUAAUACCGCUUACAACAAUGAAUUAAUACUAGUACAGCUUAAACCUGUGACAAUUCCUCAUCUUCAAACAUUACCUGACCUCAGUGUGACAUUGACCUCGUUUUGGACUUAGGUUGGUUUGUAUCGACAAAGAUGCCACCGGGGACAUCAAGCGUUUAUUGAACGCAGAUUCUUGUUGUUUCAUAUGAUUGUGAAAAAAGUCUUUGAUUAAACAACAGCUGAAAACUCUCCUACGUGGAGAAUACUUGUAUGGUUAAAUUGUUGGAGUUACUUACUGAAUGGAGUGUUAAUUUUAUAUAUCUGAUUAAAAUUGUUUAAAGUUUCACUUAGUACAUGUAUUUCUACAUUUAAAUGAAUAGAUGUUACAAAAAAUAAUAUUUUCACCAACAAAAAUUGGAUUUACUAGAAAGGGGGACUACGGACUAUAUGAUAAACAGGACUUGGGUAUUAUCAGCUUACAUAUAUUAUUGUAAUAUUGUAUAUAGGUCUAUUUUUAAGGAAGAUAUGUGUUUGCUAUCUGAAUUAUAGCAGUUGCCUUGUGUAUAUACAGUUGAUAGACUAUGGUAGAUAUAUUGUCUGAAGUUUUAGCUAUUUUGUAUUAUAUAUGAACUUUUUUGAGUUUUACUUGUUAUGUGUAUUUAUGAGCAAUCCGCGCAGUCUGGUCAGGAUCUAUGCGGUUCGCUAACGGUUUCUUUAUAGCUAUAUGCUUUGAAGCAGCCCACUGUGUUGGUUUUCUCAUGGCACGGCUCAGUAUAUAAGUUGUUUUAAGUUUUACUAUUUUUAUUUUUUAUUUAUAAAAAGAAUACAUAUUAAUAGUAUGUAACUGUGGUUUUGAUCUAAACAUUGGUAUUAUUGUUUGCACAUCUGAGAGCAUAAAAUGCUUAAAGUGAGCUAUUGCGAUCGUCCAAUUUCCGUUCUCGUCUGGUGUCAACAACUUAAGGAACUCUUUUUAAUGAAACGUCAAAAUGUUGACCUUGAUGAAAUCUCAGACAAGAGUUCCACUAUUUCAAAUAAACCAUAAAAAUAUGUAGAAUUAACUGAAAAUAUAAUUAAAUUUCCAGAUGCUCCAUUUUCUAUUUUUUAUUUAUUUACGUUUCCAGAAUGUUUACAUCUACAGUAUUUAGGUCUUUAAAACCUGAUCAUUUCAGUUCAAACACUUUGUCACUAGGUAAAAUCAUAGAUGUACCAAAUUAAUACGUUUUCUACCGGAUUUAAUAGCACUUUGCGAGAAAAUUUGUUCUAUGUAAUGUAGGUUAUCUUCAAAUUGGGUUACCUAACGUCUUAAAGUUCCAUAAGGUUUUUAGCUCACCUGAACAAUGCUCAGGUGAGCUUUUGUGAUCGCUUGAUAUCCGGCGUCUGUCUGUCUGUCUGUCUGUCGUCUGCCUGUCUGUCAACACUUAGCUUGUGUAUGCGAUAGAGGCUGUAUUUUUCAGUUGAUCUUCAUGAAAUUUAGUCAGAAUAAUUGCCUUGAUAAAAUCUAGGUCGAGCUCGAAUAUGGGUCAUCUGGGGUCACUAGGUUAAUUCAAACAAAAACCUUGUGUAUGCGAUAGAGGCUGUAUUUUUAAACUGAUCUACAUGAAAUUUAGUCGGAAUGAUUGCCUUAAUGAAAUCAGAUUCGAGUUUAAAAAUGUGUCUUUUGUGGUCAAUAAGUAGGUCACUAGGUCAAAUUAAAGAAAAAAACUUUGUGAAUGCGAUAGAAGCUGGGUCAUCUGGGAUUAAAAAGUAGAUCCCUAGGUCAAAUCAAAGAAAACCCUUGUAUAUGCAAUAGAGGCUAUAUUUUUCAACUGAACUUCAUGAAAUUUGGUCAAGGUUGAAUAUGGGUCAUGUGAGGUCAAAAUGUAGGUCACUAGGUCGUAUCAAUGUAAAUAAUUUUUUUAACUCAAGAGACCACAUAUUUAGCCCACCAUCAUCAGAUGGUGGGCUAUUCAAAUCACUCUUCGUCCGUGGUCCAUCAUCCUUCCGUUCGUUCAUUCCGUCCGUCCGUCCGUCCUUCCGUUAACAAUUUCUCGUUAUCGCAUCUUCUCAGAAACUACCAGGGGGAUUUUGACCAAACUUUGUCAGAAUGAUGUAUUGGUAUCCUAGUUGUGUCCCUCUGAAAAUUAGACUGGUUCAACAAUUUUGAAGGAGUUAUGGCCCUUUGUUUAUUUCUAUAAUUUACAUAGAUUUAUAUAGGGAAAAACUUUGAAAAUCUCAUUGUCCAAAGCCACAGAGCCUAGGGCUCUGAUAUUUGGUAUGAAGCAUCAUCUAGUGGUCCUCUACCAAGAUGACUCAAAUUAUUUCUCUGGGGUCUAAUAUGGCCCCGCCCCGGGGGUCACAUGGUUUACAUAUGAAGAUUGAAUACUGCUUUAGCCGGUGCUAGGGGGCGUGGGCAGUGUUGCAUUUUCCAUUACUGCUCAUGAACAGACUCAAUCAAACCGAGUCUGCAAUUUUCACUGUUUGCAUUGUUCUCUGUGCUUCCGAGGGAUCUAUUUUUCAGAUUAUAUUUACAUAGACUUAUAUAAGGAAAAACUUUGAAAAUCUUCUUGUCCAGACCACAAAGCCUUGGGCUUUGGCAUUUGUAAUGUAGUAUCAUCUAGUGGUUCUCUACCAAGUUUAUUCAUAUUAUCCUCCUAGGGUCAAAUAUGGCCCCGCCCUGGGGGUCACAUGGUUCAUAUAGACUUGUAUAGGGAAAAGAUUUUAAAAUCAUUUUGUCAGUAACCUACAACAUUCAGAUUUGGGCCACAUGUAUGGUUUUGAGUGACAAGAUGAACCUUGACAUGAGUUUACCUUGAUUUUGACCUAGUUAUCUACUUUCACAUUUCUGUAGCUACAGCCUUCAAAUUUGAACCACAUGCAUAGUUUUGUGCACUGAAAACAACUUUGACCUUGACAUUGACCAAGUGACCUACUUUCACAUUUUUUGAAGGUACAGGCUUCAAAUUUGGACCACAUUCAUAGUUUUAUGUACUGAAACAAUCCUUGACCUUUAAAUUGACCUAGUGACCUAGUUUCACAUUUUUGAAGGUACAGGCUUCAAAUUUGGACCACAUGCAUAGUUCUGUGUUCCGAAAUAAAAUUUGACCUUUAUUUUGACUUAGUGACCUACUUUCACAUUUCUCGAGCUACAGCCUUUAAAUUUGGACAACUUGCAUAGUUUUGUGUACCGAAAUAAACUAGAUUGACCUAGUGAUCUACUUUCACAUUUCUGUAGUUACAGGCUUCAAAUUUAGACCACAUGCAUAAGAUUGUGUACCGAAACAAACUUUGACCUUGACAUUGACCUAGUGACCUAGUUUCACAUUUUUGAAGGUACAGGCUUUAAAUCUGGACCACAUGCAUAGAUUUGUGUUCUGAAGUGUAAUCUGACCUUGAUUUUGGCCUAGUGACCAACUUUCGCAUUUCUCAAGCUACAGCCGAGCCCGCCCGCUUAGCUCAGUAGGUCGAGCGUCGGUCUACGGAUCGCGGGGUCGUGAGUUCGAUCCUCGGGCGGGGCGUAUGUUCUCCGUGACUAUUUGAUAAACGACAUUGUGUCUGAAAUCAUUAGUCCUCCACCUCUGAUUCAUAUGGGGAAGUUGGCAGUUACUUGCGGAGAACAGGUUUGUACUGGUACAGAAUCCAGGAACACUGGUUAGGUUAACUGCCCGCCGUUAUAUGACUGAAAUACUGUUGAAAAACGGCGUUAAACCCAAAACAAACAAACAAACAAGCUACAGCUUUCAAAUUUGGACCACUUGCAUAGUUUUGUGUACCGAAAUAAUCUUUGGCCUUAAGAUUGACCUAGCGACCUACUUUGAAAUUCAAAUUUCUCAAACUAUAAAGCCUUCAGACUUGAUGCACAUGCAUAGUUUUAUGCACAAAGAACUUUGUCCUUGAAAUUGAUCUAGUAACAUACUUUCACAUUUCUCAAGCUACAGCUUUCGAAUUUGGAGCACAUGCACAGUGUUGUGUACGGAAAUAAAAUUUGACCUUGAACUAGUCAUUAAGUCUUGAAAUUUUGAACACUCAAAAAUGGCACAUUGGUGGGCGCCAAGAUCACUCUGUGAUCUCUUGUUGGUCCAGUCCUUAUGAAAAUUGGCCAGAAUAUUUGUUUCCAUGAAAUAAAUAGGGCAAACAUGUUUACACUGUUAUGAAAUGUUUCUCAGGUGAGGGACCAAGGAUCAUCUUGGCCCUCUUGUUAAUUUUAUAGAAAAGCAGUUGUCAAUUUAGAUAUUAUGCAUAAUUAAAUGGUUAGAAUGGCUCCUCUUUCAAUAUUGAAAAUGCUGAAUUGUUCGACAUCAUUACCCUUAUCAUAUGACACAAGGUGCAUAACUCUGGGACCAAUUUUUCAUGAAUUAUUUCCCCUUUUUAUUUAGAAUUUUAGGUUAAAGUUUUGAUGCACUUUCACUCUGUCUCUGUUAUUACUGAAUGGAUUUGAUUCAAACUUAAAAUAGUUGUUCAACAUCAUCACCCACACCAUAUGACGCAAGGUGCAUAACUCUGGCACCAAUUUUUCAUGAAUUAUUCCCCUUUUUACUUAGAAUUUUAGUUUAAAGUUUUAAUGCACUUUCACUUUGUCUCUGUUAUUACUGAAUGGAUUUGAUUCAAACUUAAAAUAGUUGUUCAGCAUCAUCACCCACUCUAACACUAUAUGACACAAGCUGCAUAACUCUGGUACCAAUAUUUAAUGAAUUAUGCCCCUUUUUGCUUAGGAUAUACUUAUAUAGUGUUUUGAUACAUUUUAUCUUUACCUCUCUUAUUACUUUAAGUUGGUAUUUUUUACAUAGACUCAGGCUAUUGUGCAAUAUCUUCAUCCACAAUUGGAGUCAUUAAACACUCCAGUGACAGCUCUAGUUUCCUCAGAUGCGCCCAGUUUCACUAUCCAGCAUCGAAAUAGUCGAGCGCACUGUCUCCUGUGACAGCUCUUGUUUGUUUGGUCCGUAGGUUAAAGGUAUCGGUCAUGGUGGCCGGAACCAGCUACCUAGUCACUGCCUCCUGAUAAUUUGUUAAAUAUUGUAUUCCAUAUAGUGACCUAAAUGUUUUGUACAUGUAUGCACGAUGUCUGCAUUAUAUUGUUUUAUCUGUUCAGGGAUUUAAAGGACAUUUAAAAAAACAAACGCCGAUUUAAAUUAUUUCUUAAUGGCAAAAAAUUCAAGCAUUUUAGAAAUUUACUAAAUAAAUUUUCAUUAAGGGUAAAACGCUACCUUAAUGAUAUGACUUGUCCUGCUCAUUUAGCAGAGCCUUAGCUUAAAAUUUAAGGUCAUACAUGUACUUACAGGUCAAAGGUUUAUAUUAUCUGUUUUGUAUCUGCUUUCUUCUCUUCCUGUGACGUUGUACUAUAUAUAAUAUUUCAGCAGAUUUACUUCCCUUUGAAAUGACUGGACUUAUCACAAGAGAUGUUUGGUCGUAUUAUAAAUAUUAAAACACGAGUUUUUUAUUUUUGUUUUGGAGUUGUGAAUGUUCUUAUUUCAAAGAAAAAUAGUAUUUAGGACUGAUUACAUUAAACCGGAAGUGAGUACUCAGUGUAACAUGUGAAGUAAUCCAAAAUGUAGUUCCUUGCUGUUUAUGGAAUCUGGUACAAUGAGUCAUAUGAGGAUGUGACAGUGAUAUUUUGUCCUAGUUUUAUUGCUUAUUGUAUUGAGAAAAUAUCCAGAACAUUUUCAUUGUGAAUUUUCUUGAAUAAGUUUUAUUCUUUGACAUAAUGUCUACAUACGCGUAAUUGCUAAACCGCAUUUUUCUAAGGCAAUUUUAGAGGGUGAUGUUUCGCAGAAAAUAUUUUUUCUUGUAUAUAACAUAACAUGUUGAUAUUAUUCUAUUUUUGAUAAGAAAGCAUAUCGUACUUCAUGAGUAUAUAUGGUUUUCAUAUCAUUGAAAUGCUCUACAGAGUUGAAAAUGAGGUCUGAAUAUCUGAAUAUUUCAUUGUUUAUAUGAUUCAGAAGUAAAGUAUUAACUGAAUUGGUAGAAUGUAACCCAAAAGUUGAGAAGGGGUAAAAUGUGAAACUUGUUUAGGUAUGGCUGUUAAUAGGCUAGUUUGGCCAUAUUAUGAUAAAAAUGAAAUAUUCAGUGCAGUUUUGCAGAGAAAGUAUACAAAAACUAAAAAUAUUUCAAUUUCACUGUUUAGGUUGUAUUUUGAUCUAAAAAUGCAUUGGAUGAUCCUUUCCGCAGCCUUAACGUACUAAAACGUAUUAGCGUCUGAUGGUCCUUUCACGCUUCCGUAGAAACAUUAUUUAUUACACGAAACUUAUUUUGAAAAUAUUUCUGAAAUAUCUUGGUCUGCAGCUUUCAAAUACGGUUAUAUCUUACAUCUGAGGCAUAUACUGACACUCUCUGACAACAUCAAAAAUGACAUUUUGAGCGAUUUGAUGAAGUUCCAAAAUUAUCAAUGUACCCUCGGUUCGUUACGUACCCCUGUAAGAUUUGUGUUUAUCCAGAGCGCAAAUACUUUUUCAUAGAUUAAAAGCUGACAUGCUGUACUAAAACCUCGUAAUAAAGUGCUGAAAAAUGGAUGCCCAAUAGCAAAAAAAGAAGAAAAGAAGUCCACGCGCAUACAUUUAGACUGGGUGACCCCUGCGCGCGACCCCUGACUAUCUACGAAUCAAAAUACGGCUUUCGUUUUCAAGUUUAGCAUUUCUAUUCUCAUUUUAUUUACUUCCGGAAGUAGCUGAAGGUCGACUGACGUCAUUUUCUGUGUUGUCACAAACAUACAUAUACCUGGCGAGGUUGCAUAAGUAUGUGCUGGCCGUUCUAAGGUUAUUAGAGAAAUAAUUUUUUAUCUAAAAAUCAGUGCUUUUUCGACAUUUUUAACACGUCUGUACGAAAACUGACGUUUAAGACUAAAAUGGCUAAACUAAAAUGCACUUUAGGAAAUCUGUGUCAGUAAGUUUCUGACUAAAUAAUGCUAAAUUUUAGGUGUCAGGGCUAAGUUCAGGUAUAUUUCACAGUAAAAGUGUGUGAUCUGAGUGAAGUUUACUGUAAACAAAUGAUAGAAUAUUGCAAGAACAAGCCACAGCAAGGAAAGGUGGUCAUAAAUUAUUUUGCAACAGGUUCUUCUAAGGAAAUUUGGCAGACUUGCACACGUUACUGAAAAAGGCGUUACGUAAAAACCUUGAACGUUUUCAAACUGAAACUGGUAUUUUUUCAUGCAUUUAGGUUACUGGUACAAUGUUAGUGAAAGUAACACUUUUUGCGUAUAGAAAGUUUUCCUUUAAGGACUGAUUACACCAAACCGGAAGUGUCUACUCAGUGUUACCUAUCCAAAAUAAAGUUCCUUGCUGUUUAUGAAAUCUGGUGUAAUAAGUCAUAUGAGGAUGUGACAAUUAUAUUUUUGGUUACUUUUAUUGCUUGUUGUAUGGAGCAAUUCCACUGUGAAUUUCCUGGAAUAUGUUUUAUUCUUUGAGAAAAAUGUUUAUACAUGUGCAAUAGCUAAACGGCUAUUUUCAUGGGGCCAUUUUAAAGGGUGAUAUUUCUCAGAACUGAUUAUUUUUCUUUUAUGUAACAUAACAUAUCAAUAUUUUCUAUUUUUGAUAAGAAGACAUGUCAUACUAAAUGACAAUAUAUGGUUUUUAUAUCACUGAAAUGCUCUAAAGAGCUGAAAAUGAGGUCUGAAUAUUUUAUGGUUUAUAUGAAAAUAAAGAAUGAAAUGAA